This is a messenger RNA of Penicillium digitatum Pd1, 462 nucleotides long. Its product is annotated as putative stress response RCI peptide. Gene Ontology annotation, cellular component: membrane. Lineage: Eukaryota; Fungi; Ascomycota; Eurotiomycetes; Eurotiales; Aspergillaceae. The record is from RefSeq and is a predicted model, not a curated record.
AUGUGUAGCUCCGACAUCUUCCUGGCGGUCCUCGCCGUCUUCUUCCCACCUAUCGCAGUCUGGAUCAAGACUGGAUUCUGUACCGCAGAUUCGAUCAUCAACAUAACCCUCACUCUACUCUGCUUCUUUCCAGGCCUCAUUCACGCAUGGUACAUCAUCCUCAAGUACCCAGAACAGAACGAUGAAGAUGUAGCCUACGAGCCUAUCCCCGGUGGCGAGAGUCAGCGUCGCGAUCUGGAGAACGGCAAUGCUACCUAUUACUACGUCUCUCGCCAGCCUAUCCAGCACCCCUCACAGCGCGGAUAUGGCACCGUCAACCCUCAAGGCCAGGCGGCUGCUCCGGCGAACAAAUCCCACAACCAGACUGAAGACAGUGGGAAUGGGGGGAGCAGCAGUGCGCCCCCACCACCUACCUAUGCAGAAGCCGUGAAGGGUGAUCAUAAGGUGCAGAGUCAGGAUUGA